GCGGAGGUGGAGGGCAGGCAGGCGAAGCCCGAAGCUCGCUCAGGCCAGCCAGCCCCUGCACCCGCUGCACCAACCCGGAGCAGAGCCGGAGAGCACCGAGAAGCGCGCGAGGAUAAAAUGUUGAUUCCUUGGCCUGGCUGACACUCAUGACUCCUCAUGUGCUCAUGAAGCUCUGCCCACCCUGCCUUCACUCCCAUGCUCCUGCCGGCCCGGUGCCACUACCGACCUCAGGACAGGCCCUGCUCAUUUAUUCUAUCCUGAUGGCUGACUCAGAAGCACUCUCCUCCCAUGCUGGGGAUCCUGUGGCUGUGGAAGCCUUGCUCCAGGCGGUGUUUGGGAUUGUUGUGGGUGAGGCCAUUCAGAAAGGAACCAGUGCCUCUGAGAAGGUCUGUGAGUGGAAGGAGCCUGAGGAGCUGAAGAAGCUGCUGGAUUUGGAGCUGCGGAGCCAGGGGGAGUCGCAGGAGCAGAUCCUGGACCGUUGCCGGGCUGUGAUUCGCUACAGUGUCAAGACCGGUCACCCUCGGUUCUUCAACCAGCUCUUCUCAGGGUUGGAUCCCCAUGCUCUGGCCGGGCGCAUUAUCACCGAGAGCCUCAACACCAGCCAGUACACGUAUGAAAUCGCCCCCGUGUUUGUGCUCAUGGAAGAGGAGGUGCUGAGGAAGCUGCGGGCCCUGGUGGGCUGGAGCUCUGGGGAUGGAAUCUUCUGCCCUGGUGGCUCCAUCUCCAACAUGUAUGCUGUAAAUCUGGCCCGUUAUCAGCGCUACCCGGAUUGCAAGCAGAGGGGCCUCCGCACACUGCCGCCCCUGGCCCUAUUCACAUCAAAGGAGUGUCACUACUCCAUCCAGAAGGGAGCUGCGUUUCUGGGACUUGGCACUGACAGUGUCCGAGUGGUCAAGGCUGAUGAGAGAGGGAGAAUGGUCCCCGAGGAUCUGGAGAGGCAGAUCAGUAUGGCCGAGGCUGAGGGUGCUGUGCCGUUCCUGGUCAGUGCCACCUCUGGUACCACUGUGCUAGGGGCCUUUGACCCCCUGGAGGCAAUUGCUGAUGUGUGCCAGCGUCAUGGGCUAUGGCUGCAUGUGGAUGCUGCCUGGGGUGGGAGCGUCCUGCUGUCACAGACACACAGGCAUCUCCUGGAUGGGAUCCAGAGGGCUGACUCUGUGGCCUGGAAUCCCCACAAGCUCCUCGCAGCAGGCCUGCAAUGCUCUGCACUUCUCCUCCAGGACACCUCGAACCUGCUCAAGCGCUGCCAUGGGGCCCAGGCCAGCUACCUUUUCCAGCAGGACAAGUUCUACGAUGUGGAACUGGACACCGGAGACAAGGUGGUGCAGUGUGGCCGCCGCGUGGACUGUCUGAAGCUAUGGCUCAUGUGGAAGGCACAGGGCAGUCAAGGGCUGGAGCUGCGCAUCGACCAGGCCUUUGCCCUUGCCCGGUACCUGGUGGAGGAAAUGAAGAAGCGGGAAGGGUUUGAGCUAGUCAUGGAGCCUGAGUUUGUCAAUGUGUGUUUCUGGUUCGUGCCCCCCAGCCUUCGAGGGAAGCAGGAUAGUCCAGAUUACCACAAAAGGCUGUCGAAGGUGGCCCCUGUGCUCAAGGAACGCAUGGUGAAGGAGGGCUCCAUGAUGAUUGGCUACCAGCCCCACGGCACCCGGGGCAACUUCUUCCGUGUGGUUGUGGCCAACCCUGCGCUGACCUGUGCUGAUAUAGACUUCCUCCUCAACGAGCUGGAGCGGCUCGGCCAGGACCUGUGAGCCUUCUCCUCCUCACUGCUGGCCUUGGCAUCACCCCUCAGAGUCACUGCAUUUCCUCCCUGUGCUCUCAAGAACAGCCUUUGAGGCCGGGUGUAGUGACUCAUGCCUGUAAUCCCAGCACUUUGGGAGGCCGAGGCAGGUGACUCAUUUGAGGUCAGGAGUUUGAGACCAGCCUGGCCAACAUAGUGAAACCCUGUCUCUACUAAAAAUACAAAAAUUAGCUGGGUGUGGUGGCGUGCACCUUUAAUCCCAGCUACUCGGGAAGCUGAAGCAGGAGAACUGCUUGAGGCAGAGGUUGCAGUGAGCCGAGAUCACACCCCUGUACUCCAUCCUGGGCAACAGAAGGAAAUUCCAUCUCAAAAUUAAAAUAAAAUAAAUAAAUAAAAAUGAAUAAAUAACAGCCUUUCUAGGCCACAGUGACCUGCACAAUGUUUAUAUGCUUUGACCUACUAACUCUUCCUCCUAACUAAAUAUUUGAUAUUAGGAGAAUGUUAAAAUAAAUUACAGCAUAUCUAUAUGAUGGAAUGUUAUUGUGCCAUUAAAAUGAUGUUUACAAAGAUAAUUUUUAUUAACGUAAAAAUAACUAAUGUAAUUUAUGUUGAAAAAGCUAGAUACAAGACUUUAUAUAUAGUCAUAUCUGAGCUGUGUUAAAAAAUACAUAGGAAAAGGCUGAUAAAAUGACAUAUGGCAAAAUGUUAAUAGUUUUCCCUGGAAUAGGAUAAUAGGCAAUUUUAAAACAGACUGCUUUAGAAAAACAAAACGAAAAAAAUAGACUCCUUUAUAUCUUUUGAUCUCCCUUCCUUUUACUAUGUAAUGAACAUGCAUUACUUUUGUAAUAGGAAAAUAAUAAAGUUAAAAUUCCAAAUGCA
Messenger RNA from Callithrix jacchus (white-tufted-ear marmoset), 2611 nucleotides. It is a transcript of the gene CSAD, whose product is annotated as cysteine sulfinic acid decarboxylase. Gene Ontology annotation, molecular function: pyridoxal phosphate binding; sulfinoalanine decarboxylase activity. NCBI's taxonomy places the organism in Eukaryota, Metazoa, Chordata, Mammalia, Primates, Cebidae. Gene Ontology annotation, biological process: taurine biosynthetic process; carboxylic acid metabolic process. The record is from RefSeq and is a predicted model, not a curated record. Gene Ontology annotation, cellular component: cytoplasm.